GGUAAACUACAUUACCCAGGAGUCGAUGCGCUGGUCUGGGACGCACAUGCGCACUACGUUCUACCCUAGACAGCUGUAGGAGAAAAUGGCAGCACUCAUGCUAGGACAGCAGGCCCGCCAGUUCAGCACGUCUGUGAUCAGACCUGUAGCCAAACUGGUAAAACCUCCCAUCCAGGUGUAUGGAGUGGAGGGCCGCUAUGCCACCGCUCUGUUCUCAGCAGCCAGCAAGCAGAACAAGCUGGACCAGGUGGAGCAGGAGCUGGGCAAAGUGGCUGGCCUGAUCAAAGACCCCAAACUGUCCAGCAUUGUAAUGAACCCCCAUGUGAAGCGCAGCCUCAAACAGAAGACGUUCACCGAUGCUCUGACGAAGGCUAAGGUCUCCCCCAUCACCAUCAACCUCAUCAAUGUUUUGGCUGACAAUGGCCGUCUGACUCUAACUGGUGACGUCAUCUCUGCCUUUGGCAAGAUGAUGAGCGCCCACCGUGGAGAGGUCAUCUGCUCCGUCACUACUGCCCAGCCUUUGGAUGAAGCUAAUCUUGCUGACCUGAAAGUUGCCCUCAAGGGUUUCCUUCAGAAGGGAGAAACUAUCAAGCUGGAAACUAAGUCUGAUCCUUCCAUCCUGGGCGGCAUGAUUGUCAGCAUUGGGGACAAGUACGUGGACAUGUCCACAAAAACCAAGAUUCAGAAGCUGACCAAGCUGAUCAGGGAAACCUAAGUCCUGUGGACUUGAGCCUGGAGCGGAUGGGAUUGGACCAUGGAGGAAAAGCAGAAAAAAUGUACAUUGCUAACUGUUCUAGCACUGCAGUUGCUGUAAAGCCAGUGUCUAUUGUCAAGUUCAUAUUAAUGUAAUAAAAACUCACAAAAAUGGA
Molecule: messenger RNA, 869 nt
Organism: Myripristis murdjan (pinecone soldierfish)
Lineage: Eukaryota; Metazoa; Chordata; Actinopteri; Holocentriformes; Holocentridae
Product: ATP synthase subunit O, mitochondrial-like
Exons: 7
Coding region: 86-715 (209 amino acids)
Biological process (GO): proton motive force-driven ATP synthesis
Molecular function (GO): proton-transporting ATP synthase activity, rotational mechanism
Source: RefSeq, a predicted model, not a curated record